AUGUAUUAUGUGGUACUAGAAACGUCCACUAAAUAUCUACCAGAGGAGCCAAAAGAUCAAACAAAUAUUACAAAUUUCUGUUAUAUAUUUAUAGAUACAAAGACGUUACAGACAAUUAGUGAAUCUUCAGAAUCAGAAUCAUCACUGUUACUGAGAGAACUACUAAAUCAAUCUAAGUCUAUUCCUGUAAAUUAUGAUAUAUCCAAUGGAUUACAAAUUGCUGUUGAUAAAUUGCAUCAAAUAAUAAUUGAGACCUUAAACAAUUCCGAAUUUAUUAUCUGUUCUAUGUUUUCCACAUGGACUCUUAAAGUUGUUUUACAAAGACAGGCUUUCGACGAAAAUGUCAAUUUACCAAAUUUCUUAAAACAUUUAAGGAUAUGUGAUCUUUGGAAAGCAUAUGGUGUUUGGUAUAAUAAUAUUUAUAACAAUGAUGUGAUUGCUCCAGAAACUAUUAAUAGAAAUGAUAUACAAGAUCUGUUUGAGUCAAGAGGAGAUCUAAAUGAUCUUAGACUAACUGGUUGUUUAACACUAUUAGGUCUUACUGAACUGUGUCAAGGACAAAAAACUAAGACAAUCAAAAAGGAAGGGAAUUAUGCUACUGAUGAUCAAUCUAGGAUUUCCUUACAACCCUUGAAAAAUAUUGACACGACAAUAACUGUUCUUUCGAAAUUAUAUUCUAAACAGAAUAACAAUGAGACUGAAUUAUAUGAUAUUUUGAGCCAUCUAUACAAUUUAGAAUUAGAUUUCAAAACAUUUCAAGAAGAAGAAUCCAAUAUUCUUUAUAUGACAAAUCUCCCUGUAGACAUUACACAAAGUGAACUAGAAUCAUGGUUUACCCAACAUAAUACAAGACCGAUAGGAUUUUGGACUUUUAAAAACAUUGUAGAAACUCUAUUUAACUUUAAUAACUGUAAUAACAACAAUAAUAACGAAGAUCCAUCUAUUUGGCAAUAUAACCAAUUCUCAUACGUUGAAGAGUUAAACAGUAUACCUGGAUUUGUUAUAUUUCAGAACCACGAAAAUGCAAAAGAUGCCUUAAACUUAUUGAACGGUAGAUCAAUUCUAUCUAAUGUUGCCAAUACAAAACAACCUAAGGUAGUAGAACAUAUCAUUGAAUUACAACCAUCUUCUAAUAAAGUUAUUGAUCUAGCGAAGGAAAUUUUAAUAUCGUUUCCACAGAGCAAAAAUAAACCAAGACCAGGCGACUGGAACUGUCCAUCUUGUGGAUUUUUAAAUUUUCAAAGAAGGAUUGCAUGUUUCAGAUGCUUAUUACCGAUUCCAAGUGCAUUACAAAAGAUGAAAUCUGAAACUUUUAUACGAAAUCAUAUCAACAACAACAAAAACCACAACAACAACAAUACCGAUGACACCACAAACAAGCAUGGAUCACCUAGUUCAAAUUCGAAUUAUUAUAACCAUAAUUUAAUGACUACAUAUGAUAAGGACACAAAUUUAUCUCUUUCACAAAAUCCACGUAUGUCCAAUGACAAUUUUACCAACAACACAGAUGAUAGAAAUUCUGCAACCACCACCCUCAUAACUGCUACUACCAUCACUACCAAUUAUAAUCCAAAAAUAGCAUAUAUAAAUACACCUUCUUAUGGUAACCACAAUACACACAGUAAUAUACCAUUCCGUGCUGGAGAUUGGAAAUGUGUUGUAUGUGAUUAUCAUAAUUUUGCCAAGAAUAUUACUUGUUUAAGAUGUGGUGAGCCUAAAAAAACAACAACAUACUCAAAAUCUUCAAUUAAUAAAACAAAUCAAAAUAAAAGUAAUGAAAAAAGCAACAAUAACUCUAUUAAUUUCAAUUUGGAAAUUAAUACGACUAGAAUGGACACUAAUAAUAAGAUGGGAACAUUAGAGGAUCAUUAG
This is a messenger RNA of Arxiozyma heterogenica, 1872 nucleotides long. RefSeq names its product Nrp1p (gene NRP1). The transcript has a single exon. The record is from RefSeq and is a predicted model, not a curated record. The coding region runs from base 1 to 1872 and encodes 623 amino acids. Gene Ontology annotation, molecular function: mRNA binding. NCBI's taxonomy places the organism in Eukaryota, Fungi, Ascomycota, Saccharomycetes, Saccharomycetales, Saccharomycetaceae.